Molecule: messenger RNA, 3486 nt
Organism: Phragmites australis (common reed)
Lineage: Eukaryota; Viridiplantae; Streptophyta; Magnoliopsida; Poales; Poaceae
Product: probable starch synthase 4, chloroplastic/amyloplastic
Exons: 16
Coding region: 267-3005 (912 amino acids)
Molecular function (GO): alpha-1,4-glucan glucosyltransferase (UDP-glucose donor) activity
Source: RefSeq, a predicted model, not a curated record
GGCAACUUUCAACAAACAGAGGCUACCACUGCCGUCGUGGUCCCGCGGUCCCCGAUCUGCGGGGCCCAGGCGGCCGGAUAGCCCCGGCUCUGUUUGGCACUCCUCUCUUCUCCUCCGGCUUCCCCGCGCGCAGUGCACGAGACACCAGCCGCCCCGUGCACCGCCACGCAGCCCUACCCACGCUUCCACACCACUCCACUCCGCUACUUUUCCAACCGCAGCCCACGCGAAUCCCGACGCCGCCGCUUCGAGCUCCCCCAUUUCUUAUGGCGUGUUCGUCGGCGGCGGGUGCCGAGGCGACCGCCCUCCUGUUCCGCCACCCCGCCCCGUCUUCAAUCGCCGGGCGUCGCCGCCUCGCCGUGCCCCGCCGGACUCGCCACCAAAACCUCAGGAUUAGCGUGCAACCUCCUCAGAAGAGUACGCCUAGUGCUAACCACCGUAAGAGGCCUAAUAUCCAGAGAGAUGUAGCAGCAGCUUCCAGUGACAAAGAACGCCGGCAGAAGUUUGAAGGUGAAAAUGGCCUACCAAACAUUCAACUGGAAGAUUUGGUAGGAAUGAUACAGAGUACCGAGAAGAAUAUAUUGCUUCUGAAUCAAGCUCGUCUUCAGACAUUGGAACGUGCUGACAAAAUUCUUAAAGAGAAGGAAGCAUUGCAGCGGAAGAUAACCAUUUUAGAGAUGAAGUUGUCUGAAACAGGUGCACAACCCAAGCUUUCGAAGUCUGAUACAGAGAUUAGUGACUCUCCUCUUGUUAUGGAGUUUGAUGCCCUAAAAGAAGAGAAUAUGCUACUGAAGGACGACAUUGAAUUUCUUAAAACAAACCUUGUUGAGAUCGCUGAGACAGAGGAGAGUCUAUCCAAGUUGGAGAAAGAGCGUGCUCUUUUAGAUGCUUCCCUUAGGGAGCUGGAGUGUAGCUUCAUAGCUGCACAAUCUGAUAUGUUGAAACUUGGUCCUCAGCAGCACGAUGCAUGGUGGGAGAAAGUAGAAAAUCUGGAAGAAUUGCUUGAGUCCACAGCAAACCAAGUCAAGCAUGCUGCUAUGGUUCUGGACCUCAAUCAUGAUUUCCAGGAUAAGGUUGAGAAACUAAAAGCAUCAUUGGCAGCAGCAAACAUAUCAAAGUUCUGUCUCUAUUUUGUUGAUCUUUUGCAGCAAAGGGUAAAAUCAGUAGAAGAGUGCUUCCAAGCAUGUAAUCAUGAAAUGCAUUCUCAAAUUGAACUGUAUGAACACUCAAUAGUGGAGUUUCAUGAAACCCUGGGCAAAAUAAUAAAGGAAAGUGAGAAAAGAUCACUGGAGCAUUAUGCAGAAGGUAUGCCAUCUGAAUUCUGGAGUAGAAUCUCUCUUCUGAUUGAUGGGUGGUCCCUUGAGAAGAAAAUAUCCCACAACAAUGCAAAUAUGUUAAGAGAAAUGGCUUGGAAAAGGGAUAAUCGUCUUCGUGAAGCAUACUUGUCGUGCAGAGGUAUGGAAGAGAGGAAAUUGAUGGAAAAUUUUCUAAAGAUGGCACUACCAGGAACCAGUUCUGGUUUGCACAUUGUCCACAUAGCAGCAGAGAUGGCUCCUGUUGCAAAGGUUGGCGGUCUGGCAGAUGUGAUAUCUGGCCUUGGCAAGGCACUUCAGAAAAAAGGGCAUCUAGUAGAGAUUAUUCUUCCCAAAUAUGACUGCAUGCAGCAUAACCAAAUUAACAAUCUUAAGGUUCUAGAUGUUGUGGUACAGUCCUACUUUGAGGGAAAUCUGUUUGGCAACAAGAUAUGGACUGGGACUGUUGAAGGCCUUCCUGUCUACUUCAUUGAACCACAGCAUCCAGCCAAAUUCUUCUGGAGAGCACAAUACUAUGGAGAGCAUGAUGACUUCAAACGUUUUUCCUACUUUAGUCGAGUGGCACUGGAAUUACUUCACCAAUCUGGCAAGAAAGUUGACAUAAUCCACUGUCAUGACUGGCAGACUGCAUUUGUUGCACCUCUUUAUUGGGAUGUCUACGCAAAUCUGGGCUUCAACUCAGCUAGAAUUUGUUUUACCUGUCACAAUUUUGAAUAUCAAGGAGUUGCUCCGGCGCAGGAUUUAGCAUACUGUGGCCUUGAUGUUGAACACCUGGAUAGACCAGACAGAAUGCGGGAUAAUUCACAUGGUAGAAUAAAUGUUGUUAAGGGUGCAAUUGUGUAUUCCAACAUUGUCACAACUGUAUCACCAACAUAUGCUCAAGAGGUGCGCUCUGAGGGUGGGCACGGGCUCCAGGAUACACUUAAAGUACAUUCCAAGAAAUUUGUUGGAAUACUUAAUGCAAUAGACACGGAUACAUGGAAUCCUUCUAGAGAUAGGUUUCUCAAGGUUCAAUAUAGUGCUAAUGAUCUACAUGGAAAGUCAGGAAACAAAGCAGCUCUCAGAAAGCAGCUAAAACUGUCUUCUGCAUAUGCUUCCCAACCACUAGUUGGUUGCAUUACAAGGCUAGUUCCUCAAAAGGGUGUACAUCUCAUUAGGCAUGCGAUAUACAAAACAGCCGAGUUAGGCGGACAGUUUGUUCUUCUGGGUUCAAGUCCAGUACCUCAUAUUCAAAGGGAGUUCGAGGGUAUUGCAGACCAUUUUCAGAACAACAGCAAUAUCCGGCUGAUUCUGAAGUAUGAUGAUGCUUUGUCACAUAUGAUUUUUGCAGCAUCGGACAUGUUCAUUGUUCCUUCCAUGUUUGAGCCAUGUGGCCUCACUCAGAUGAUAGCCAUGCGAUAUGGUUCUGUACCAGUCGUUCGAAAAACUGGUGGUUUGAAUGACAGUGUUUUUGACUUUGACGAUGAAACAAUACCUGUGGAACUGCGAAAUGGCUUUACAUUUGUGAAGGCUGAUGAGCAGGGUUUUGAUAGUGCAAUAGAGCGAGCUUUCAACUACUACCACAGGAAACCUGAAGUCUGGAAACAGUUAGUACAAAAGGACAUGAGGAUAGAUUUCAGUUGGGACUCUUCGGCUUCACAAUAUGAAGAUAUCUAUCAAAGAGCAGCUGUUCGAGCAAGGGCGGCAGCGUAAACGUAGACAGUUUCCUGACGCCUCCAUGAACUCUCUCGAAUGCUGUUCCUUGUCGUAUGGUAACUAUGGUUCUACCAGCUCUGAAUUAGCAUCGCUACUCGGGCCUGCAAGCGGCGACAUGGCGUUAAUUGCAGUUCCCAACGGAGCAAAGCGAUAAAAGAAAAUACAGAACGGAUGUGUCAGAACCACACAUGAGAUCAGGAUGUUUCGUGAUGCAGCUACUGUGGGAUGCAUAAUCUCUGGCACUUGGUCCCCAUGAAUACUCAGUGCCGCUGCGCCAGUGCGGACGAAUUACCGGUUACUAUACGUUAUUGUUCAGCUCUGUCAGGCUGUGAAGUGAGAUUAUAUAGUCCAUGUAAUGUGGUUUGCAUAAACUGGUGUAAAUUGUACCCCUUAUCUGUGCAAAGUCUGCUGUUUUAAACAUGUAUCUUCCGUCGUUAAGACGAGAGAAGAAGGGUAUGCAGAACUGUACUCUUUUACA